UGUACCAACGCUAGCUGUGUCCCAAAACGUCGGCUGCAUCCUCCGGAAGCCGCAUUUGAAGGCCGAGUCCUCCGAAGGAUGCAGCCGACGUUUUGGGACACAGCUCAAGUCCACACCGAUGCAUGCUCGAUAAAACGGGCGGAGCGAGAACACAUUCGGGACUUUUUCGCGUUCUCGGCUUGAUGCGUACUUCGAAUUGGAACAGUACUUGGUCUCCGACUGAUGACGUAUCACGAGUACACGAGAACGCAAGAAGACCCUGCCUUGACACGCUGGGUGUACGCACGAGGCAAUCCCUACGCACACUUCAGGCCUACAAACAAGACCUCUCUGCUGGGUGCAAUGUUUGGAGUUGUACCUCUCUUUGCCCUUUACUACAUCUUCAAGACAGACAGGGAUCGGAAGGAGGAGCAAAUUAAGGCCGGUACUCUCGAGCGCAAGUUCAGUUUGUCAUCUUGAGCCCAGAUGUAGAAAGACCCUCGUCCUGUGUGUUCUAGAGAUGAUGUCCAUGUGUGUAAUUAUUAUUAACCGAAUAAAAUUAUAUUGUCAAACCAGA
Messenger RNA from Pelmatolapia mariae (spotted tilapia), 556 nucleotides. RefSeq names its product NADH:ubiquinone oxidoreductase subunit B4 (gene ndufb4). Bases 223 to 459 code for a protein of 78 amino acids. Lineage: Eukaryota; Metazoa; Chordata; Actinopteri; Cichliformes; Cichlidae. Gene Ontology annotation, cellular component: mitochondrion. The record is from RefSeq and is a predicted model, not a curated record. The transcript has 3 exons.